UAGGAAAACAAUUUUACAGCGUACUUUGAAAGAUAUGCUCCAAGGACCUUGACUGGCAAGGGUUUGAUGGCUACUUAUUGUCCACUUGGAGCAUUACCUGCAAAUACCGACCAAACUAUAGGUUCUACUGUUAAACUGAAAUGUUGCAACAGGCUCGGCGACAGCGCGGUCGGUUGUCGUCGUCCCUGACGCGGCUGAUUGGCAACGCUUGUUGCGCGGACCCCCACUGCGAGCCCAAGCACCUUGACCAUGCAAAUGAACCCAAUAACAGCUGCUGUAAUCCUACAUCGGGUGAUAGGGACAACACAAACCUCAGGUCCCCUUGCAACACAUCCUCCACCGGCGCCAGCCCGGCAGCGAGCGGAUUACAGCCACGCAUUUCUGGGCUUGCUCAGCAACAGCGCUCCGGCCAUACCUAUCAGCAGCACAACCCAACCGCCGUCAUCCAUUCUCCUCCCGUGCCCCUCCUCACCCCACGCUGCCUCCUACCCCACCACCCUGACCCCUCCCUCCCUGCACCCCACCACGGGCUCCGCUGCUUCAGCCGCCGCACCCACGCUCCCAAGCAGCACACAGCGCCCGCCGCCGCCACCGUCUCUGACACUGGCCAGCGCAUCCGGCCCACGGACCCCUCUGCUACUGGGGAGGCCACCGCUGCCGCAAGCCUGGCCGCACCCGCUGCUGCUGCGAGGGCCGCCAGCUCCGCGGCACCGGGGCCGCCGCCCGCGCCGUGCAGCCCCGCCCCGGGGGGUGCCGUACGCGGUCUGGCCACGCAGCGCCACGUGCUGCGUCUGGGCCCCACCGUGCAGUCGCUGUGCGUGCAGGAGAUCCUGGGCCGCGCCAAGAUGAACACCCUGUUCGAGGUGAUCAUCGUGCGCUCGGACGGGCGCACGCUGGAGCCCAACGGCGGCCUCACUGCCUCCGACCUGGGGCUGCACUCGCGCGACCUCUCGCUCUUCGCCUCGGACUCGCGACUGUCGCCGCAGCGGGCCACCAUCGCGGUUCGCGGCGACCGCAUCCUGUUCCGCAGCGAGGCCAUCAAGGCGGUCAUCGAGCGGGAGCAGUGCACACUCAUCAAGAACAAACGCGACCGCGACUUCCACGACAUCAUCAAGCCCAUGACACUGGUCAUUGACGCGCAGCCGCACGUGCCCUUCGAGCUGAGCGUGCUGGAGGUGCUGUUGCACGUCACGCUGCUGUACUUCGAGCGGCGGCGCACCCACAUCAGCUGGAUGAUCGAGCGGAUCAUGGGGGACACCUCCUCGGGCGCCGCCAGCAGCGGACUGGGGGGCGGCGGCCAGGAGGGCGCGCUGGGCAGCGGCGACCCCUUCGGCGGCAUCGGCGAGUCCACCGUGCAGCAGUUCGUGCCGCUGGAGAAGGUGAUCACCUCGGUACUCAAUGACGCUCGUGAGACGUGCGACGCCAUAAACAGGUUCCUGGACGAUGACCGGGAGGCGCUGGGCGGCCUGCUGCUCUCCUUGCCGUACACCCCCACCUCCGCCCUCGCCGCCGCCGCCCCCGCCAGUACGACACCACGGCUGCCGCGGUACGACAAAGCGCAGUACGAUGUAUCUCGCUACGACCUGGGCUCCGGGAGUGCGACAUUCGACUACGACGCACUCCAGCAGGAGUGCCGCGCGGAGCAGCAGAAGCGGGUGACGGAGCCGAUGCCCUCCUCGUCGUCGAGUGACGGCGCCGCUAGCUGCAGCGGGGUCAGCGGGGUCAGCGGGGGCGGGUCAGCAGCGCCUGCUGGCGGUCGCAAGGCCUUCGGUGUGAUGACGCCAGCCAUAGGCGGUGCGGACCCCGCCCAACGGCGUGCGAUGCUACGUAACCAGGCGCUUGAGGACGCCUCCCGCAUCCUGGACACCUACCUGCGCGAGAUGGAGUCCAUCGUGGGCUCGCUGCUGGAGGCGGAGGACUACCUGGAGUCCACUCGCGAGACGUACCGCAUGCAACUGGACUCGGCUCGCAACCACAUCAUCCUGGUCAACCUGUGGACCAGCGUCGCCUCCAUCAGCCUCAUGGUGGCCGCCCUGCCCAGCGCCUUCUUCGGGAUGAACGUGCAGCACGGCAUGGAGGAGUUCCGGGGCGCCUUUCCGCUUAUCGUGGCGGUUAGCCUGGGUCUCGCAGUGGCCUCCUACCCGGCCUUCAUGCGCCACUUCACGGAGCGCUUCCUGCGGCAGAGCCGACAUGACACACGGAGCCUUUGGAUGCUGCGGACGUUCCUCAUGCAGCACAGCGACGACUUGGAAGCAAUAACGGACGCACUGCAUAGCCUGCCGGUUGUGACCCAUGGGUCGGCGUCUGGCUCAACCAGUCGAGAGCAUUUCAAACGGCACCUGCGCAACCGCCUUCCACGUCAUGUGCAGCUAACAAACAGCCAGCUAGAUUAUCUGUAUGACCAGUUUGAGCGGGACAAGGACGGAGUACUAAACGAAAUCGAAGCGACGCUGCAAAGCAGCAAGAACUAUGCGGGCAGGACUUCCGGCGCUGGCAGGGGUGGGGGCCACCUGGGCAUGGGGCUGGGGCAGGGCCUGUUUGGCCAGGACUUCGGCUCGGCGGAGGCUGAAGAUGUGGCUGACGUGGCGGGCGUUGUAGGAAGUGACGGGGAGCCUCUAGGGGGUGAAGACUCCGGCACGGGCGUAGGAUUGAAAAGAGGCAGGAAAGGGGAGGGGAUGCUUACUAAGAAGGACGCAGGGACCGUAGAUCAGCUGGGGAGGAGACAUGGCGCACCGCAUGGCACGAUGGGCCGGCUGCUUAGCAAGUGGGGUCGUGCGGGCAGUGGUGGUUAGGGGGAUGGAGGGUAGGAGAUAGACACUACGAGUGACGGGGGAGGUGCUAUGCAUGGGAAAGCGCAAGCAGGGACUACCGUACGUAGUGUUGGCAUGUUGGAUGACGCAAAGGGCAAGCUCAUGUGCUAGGCAUUGCAGGCAUAGGUCGCUGCGUUGUAAAGUGACAGCCUGUACCCCGCAGGUAAUGGGACGGAACAAGUGCGGCAUGCGUUGCUCGGGGGCUGCAAUACAUACAUGCAUGUUGAUAUCUGCGAAUGAAAAUGCGUUUGGUGUUGAUAUGCAUGGGAGAAUCCAGAUAUUUGCCUUACUGGUACCGGUAUGUAGGUUGCAAUGCCAGCUACGAUACAUACAGUUAUUGCAGCUGGGGCGCUCAACUAGCACUGCUGGUCAUUAUAGGUGCAUAUAGGGACGAAAGAUGACUUACGCUCAUGUUUAGGAUGUUCUUGUCCUAGCCAUAUGGGUAGAUAGUGCAGUCAAGUGGGGCCGAAUACCGGUAUGGUGCACAGUCAGCAGUGCAGGUAUCAUGCUGUGUAGGAGUCGACAGCGUUUGCCCACAUACAUGCACCAGCAGCUAACUUGCGCUCGGACUGUGGCAUGCCUUCUUUUUCCUAAGAAAAUUACACAUGAGGGUUUUACAGGUGUUCGCAAAUCAUCACAAUCCCGCCCAGGAGCACUACUGUUGCUCGUCAUGGCAAUAAUCUAGCAGCCCUAUUGGGUGCAUGGCUGUCUGCGG
Molecule: messenger RNA, 3525 nt
Organism: Astrephomene gubernaculifera
Lineage: Eukaryota; Viridiplantae; Chlorophyta; Chlorophyceae; Chlamydomonadales; Astrephomenaceae
Source: the annotation of a GenBank genome assembly